Molecule: messenger RNA, 2077 nt
Organism: Sitodiplosis mosellana (orange wheat blossom midge)
Lineage: Eukaryota; Metazoa; Arthropoda; Insecta; Diptera; Cecidomyiidae
Exons: 2
Coding region: 201-1568 (455 amino acids)
Source: RefSeq, a predicted model, not a curated record
AAUCUAACGGCAACUGGAUAGGUGUAAUACGGAAUUCAAACAUCAAUAUGGGAUGCGUUCAAGUGCGCAGCCAUUUUUAUAGCACUGUCAAAUGGUAUCAUUUUGAAUUUUGACAUUUGUUUCUAACGAUGUUUUCAACAUAAACAAAAUUGUUCGCAUCAUUCACACGAGAUAGACACUGGCACGUAAUUUGGAAAAAAAUGAACAAAAGUCGAAAAACUAUUAGCAAAGAAACGCAAGAGGCCAUAAAACAGUUCCUUUCGUCGAAUGUUUCGCGACAAAAUGAAUCUCCAGCCACACCAAAAACGGAGCUGGAUGCGAAUUUUUCGCGAAUUCUCCAGAAAAAACGUGAAGAACAAUUGGAAGCGUCAAGAUUAAGGCUUUACAAUAGCACCGUAUUAAGGUUAGAUUCAACGGUCGAAGCAAGCCACACCGAGAAAAAAAGUGAAAGCCUAGGAUCGAUGCCGGUUAAGAGGGCUGCCGCCAUAGAAUUAGAAAAUAGCAUGAUGGUGUUUAGCAAAGUCAAUAAAUCAUGGAAUGAGCUGUCGGAUGGCGAAGACAGUUUUUUGGCUUUAGAGCGUCAGUGUAACAUGGAUGAUAAACGGGAUCAAUUAAUCAAUGCCAACGACACCCUUCUGUUUGAUGUUGAACCACCAUCUGAGCUAUGGAAUCAAACCAUUAACCAAACUCUUGUUGUGACCAAUUUGAAUAAUUCAGAAAUUGAUGAUGAUACGAUUGAAAUAUCACCUGCUGUGCACAUCGGUGUCACUCAUCCAUCGACCAUAAUCGAAGAAACGUCUUCGCAAAUCGAUUCGGCAAGCAAAAGCGUCGAUUCAUCGUCAAGUGCAAGGUCAUCGUUCAAUGAUACUGCGUCCACAAUCGAAACAGUCAAAGAAUUAUCGACCAAAAGUUGUGAUACAUCUAAAGAAAGCAAUUUAAGUGGACAACGGGCCAGAAUUUCACCACUUACCCAACAGAAUACCAAAAACAAUAAGGUGGAACGCCAGAGACGUGGCACAUUUGCGUUCAAACGUGCAAAUUACACGUUUUUCCCCGAUGAAAAUUUAAUGCCAAUCAACGAAAGUAUCGCAUCCAAAACGAGCACUUCUGAAAAUGUCGGUUCCAAAAGUAAUGGAUCUAAAAGUGUUGCAUCGCAAAGUGCCGGAUCUCAAAUUUUAACACUUCAAUGUGUAACAACGCCAAAUCAAUGUGUCACAUCCACCAGCAAAGUAAUACCAAAGUUGAUUGACAUCGACAUCGAACCAAACAAUGCCAAAAACAAGAACAAUGACGAAGACGAUGAAGACCAAUUCAACAACACGCUAGAACGUGUGGAUUAUCUUCUGGAAAAGGGCAAACAAAUCCUCGACGAAACACCGGUUGCCAAAAGGAGUAUUCAUCAUAAUAGCCAGCUAUUAGAAACGCCAUUAUUUUCAUGCAAACGCAAACGGCUACUUAGUGAAAUGGCCGCAGAAAUGCUUCCAUUACCAAAACGUGGGCCACUCAUCGAUUUUUCGACGCCAGAAGUCACCGGACAGUCGCGGUUUAGCAAACUUGCCCGGAAAUAGGAUUUAGUAACGAUAUUUAAAACGAAUAUCCUCAGUUCAAAAUGACAACACGUGAAAUUUUUUAUAAAAAUUUUCGUACCAAAAAAUCGGAAAUUCAUCGAAUUAGGAUAUUUAUCAUCUUAUUUUGAAUUUCCGACUUUUUUCUCUACAAUUCUCAUAUUGAAGCCAAGAUGUUGAAAUCGAUUAAGACUUCUCACGCGAUUAAACAUUGAUUAUUUUCUCAAUGUGAUUGACAGUGGCCAUAGCAUCAGUUUUUUUUUUAAAUUCAGCAAAAAUAUACGAAAAAAAUAAUACCCAUACAUUUUAUGUAGUGCUAAAAUCUAAAUUAGUCUAAGCAAACAACAAAUAACAUGUAAAUUCAUUUUACAUCAACGCAAUUUCAUUUUAUUAAAUCACAUUUUCAAUUCAUUUAGUCGACAUUCAAUUGUGAUUUCAUUCUUUCAUUAAAAAAAAAUUGUACUUUAUUGAAAAAUGAUCAAAAAAUAAAUGAAACUAACUGAAUCAACCUA